AUGCCCGAUCAAUCUGCCACGAACGGUACAACAACUCCGGUCACUGCGAAGCUGAGCAACCUCGCUCUGACUGAGUACACCGCCGCUCCCACUCCCCCCUCAGAGAAGGACCAAGACACCGCGCUGGGCGUAUCCCGAGACUGGGGUAUCCCAAAUGCAUUCCUGCUCCCCAAUGGCUACCCAGAUUAUCUCCGCCUUAUUUUGACGUCACGGGUCUACGAUGUUAUUCAGGAGACACCUCUCCAUCACGCCAUCAAUCUUAGCAACCGUCUAGAAUGUCGGGUGCUGCUCAAGCGGGAGGACUUGCUCCCUGUAUUCAGCUUCAAGCUCCGUGGAGCUUACAACAAGAUGGCGCAUUUAUCCCCCGAGCAGCGGUGGAAGGGAGUUAUUGCAUGCUCCGCAGGUAACCACGCACAAGGCGUUGCAUUUUCCGCCCGCAAGCUCAAGAUCCCCGCGACCAUCGUCAUGCCCUCGGGUACCCCUGCCAUCAAGCAUUUGAAUGUUGCGCGUCUUGGCGGCAGUGUUAUCCUUCACGGAAACGACUUCGACGCUGCCAAGGAGGAAGCUCAUCGACUGGAGAAGCAGCACGGCCUGACCAGCAUUCCUCCCUUUGAUGAUCCGUACGUGAUUGCAGGACAGGGUACCAUUGGAAUGGAAAUUCUGCGUCAGGCAAACUUGGAGAAACUCGAAGCUGUUUUCUGUGCUGUCGGCGGAGGGGGUCUGGUUGCCGGUAUCGGGGUUUAUCUGAAGCGCAUUGCGCCGCAUGUGAAGGUCAUCGGAGUUGAGGCCUACGAUGCCAACGCCAUGGCCCGGUCGUUGGGCGAAGGAUCUCGAGUCUUCCUUCGGGAGGUUGGACUGUUUGCGGACGGAGCGGCUGUGAAGACUGUGGGAGAGGAAACAUAUCGUCUUGCUCGUGAGGUAAUUGACGAUGUCAUCUUGGUUUCAACCGAUGAGACCUGUGCCGCCAUUAAGGAUGCGUUUGAGGACACAAGAUCUAUUAUCGAGCCCGCUGGUGCCCUGGCACUCGCAGGUCUCAAGAAGUACGUCUCCCAGAACCCUAGCCCCGACACCAACCGGGAGCUGGUCGCCAUCACAUCUGGCGCAAACAUGGACUUCGAUCGCUUGCGUUUUGUGGCUGAGCGUGCUGCUCUGGGAGAGCGAAAGGAGGCGCUGCUAAGCGUCAAAAUUCCCGAGAAGCCUGGCGCUUUCGCAAACCUCGUCGAGGUGAUCCUUCCUCAAGCCGUAACCGCCUUCAGUUACCGUUAUGCUCGGGCCGAGUCCGCCGAUGUCCUGAUGGGCAUCUCCUUGUCUGCGCUGACAGGUCGCGAAGACUUGGCGAAGAUUAUGGAUCAGCUCGAAAAGGCCGGCAUGCCCGCCAAGGAUUUGAGCGACGACGAGCUUGCCAAGCGACACGUGCGCUUCCUGGUUGGAGGACGCUGCGACGUCAAGGAUGAACGUCUCUUCAUGUUUGAAUUUCCAGAGCGUCCAGGAGCCUUGGCCAAGUUCCUCACGACGCUCCGGCCCAACCAGAACAUCUCCCUGUUCCACUACCGCAAUUAUGGUGGUGAUGUCGGAAAGGUACUGGCCGGCAUUCAGUGUCCGAAUGACGAGAAAAAGGAUCUCGAGGCCUUCCUCAACGACCUCGGCUAUCCGUUCAGCGAGCAAACCGACUCUCCCACCUACCAGACAUUCCUACGUUGUUAA
This is a messenger RNA of Aspergillus fumigatus Af293, 1704 nucleotides long. Its product is annotated as threonine dehydratase, biosynthetic. NCBI's taxonomy places the organism in Eukaryota, Fungi, Ascomycota, Eurotiomycetes, Eurotiales, Aspergillaceae. Gene Ontology annotation, molecular function: threonine deaminase activity; pyridoxal phosphate binding. The record is from RefSeq and is a predicted model, not a curated record. Gene Ontology annotation, biological process: L-threonine catabolic process.